Messenger RNA from Boleophthalmus pectinirostris (great blue-spotted mudskipper), 1037 nucleotides. It is a transcript of the gene cops8, whose product is annotated as COP9 signalosome subunit 8. Gene Ontology annotation, cellular component: COP9 signalosome. The record is from RefSeq and is a predicted model, not a curated record. NCBI's taxonomy places the organism in Eukaryota, Metazoa, Chordata, Actinopteri, Gobiiformes, Gobiidae. Gene Ontology annotation, biological process: protein deneddylation; COP9 signalosome assembly. Bases 59 to 634 code for a protein of 191 amino acids. The transcript has 7 exons.
UGCUUUGCCUUUCGCUGACGGAAGAGGAGGCUCUGUGCAGCGGCUGGGCAUCAUCAUCAUGCCUACAGCUGUGAUCAUGGAGGAAAACUAUGAGAAAUUACUGGAGCAAUGUGAAGCCCAGGAACUCGAGGCACCAGGGGGCAUUGCAACACCUCAAGUCUAUGCUCAGCUGUUGGCUCUAUAUUUACUCCACAAUGACAUGAAUAAUGCAAGGUACCUCUGGAAAAGGAUUCCUCAAGCAAUAAAAUCAGCUAACCCAGAACUGGCGGCCAUCUGGGCAGUGGGCCAGCACAUUUGGCAGAGAGACUUCCCAGGGAUUUACACAGCCAUUGCAGCUCAUCAGUGGUCAGAGAACAUCCUCCCAGUGAUGGAGGCCCUACGAGAAAGCACAAGGCAAAGAGCGUACAGUUUAGUGGCCCAGGCCUACACGUCCAUCUCCGCAGAAGACUUUGCAGCAUUUGUGGGCUACUCUGUGGAAGAGGCAGUAAAAGGUGUUGUUAGCCAGGGCUGGCAGGCUGACCCGGCCACAAGGAUGGUGAUGCCCAAAAAGCCAGAUCCUCCCCCAGUGUCCCUCGUUCCAAAUGAGCAGCAGUUGGCCAGACUCACUGACUACGUGGCUUUCCUGGAGAACUGAUAAACCAUCAAAUCCCCAUAGACCACUGCCACCAUCUUCAGCCCAGUUCGAACUUUUCUCAACCAGGAUUAUUAACCAAAAUUACACCAGUCAGCCUGUCAGUUUUGCAUGUCGGUUGCGAACUCCAAGACCUUCUUUCUCUUGCAAUUGUAAUAUAUUGUUAAUUCACUUUCAGCUUGUUCACGUCUAGAUCUGAGUUUAAAGUACCAAAUGUUUUUAUUGUCCCCAUGAUAAGUAAUACAUACUCUGAUGCUGAGGUUCACUCUUGAGCAAGCACUUAGACGUUGAGUGAAUUUUGUAAAAAAAAUUUCUGAGCCUGCAUGCAUCUGCUAUUGUCAGACCUCAUUUUUGACAUUUCUGUUUUGAAUGAUGAAUAAAUAUUUUGCUGUUUCUAAUAUAUAAA